AUGAACGGCGGCGCCACCGACAAGACCCUCCAGCCGGCGGCGGCGGGGGUGGACGAGGAGCGCUACGCCACGGUGUCCUUGGCGCCGCCGAAGCGGCCGGCGGGGAGAACCAAGUUCACGGAGACUCGCCACCCAGUGUACAAGGGUGUGCGGCGGCGCAGCGGCGGCAAGUGGGUCUGCGAGGUGCGGGAGCCGAGGAAGAAGUCGCGCAUCUGGCUGGGUACCUUCCCCACGGCGGAGAUGGCGGCGCGCGCUCACGAUGUAGCGGCGAUGGCCCUUCGCGGCCGCUCCGCCUGCCUGAACUUCGCCGACUCCGCUUGGCGGCUCCCCGCCCUCCCCACAUCGGCCUCCGCCGCGGACAUCCGCCAGGCCGCCGCCCUCGCCGUCGAGGCCUUCCGCCCCCCGGAGGAGGAGGACGGCGCCGCCCAAGCAGAGACGGUUGCGGCGGCGGCCCCGGCAGCGACGGCGGAGGCGGCGGAGUAUUCUGCGGAUUUUGGAGUUCUGGGGAGCUCGAGGAUGCCUUCGCCGCCGGAUAUCCAGCUGUGGGCCCAGGACGGGACCCACUGGGACGACGUGGAGAUCGUCGAGUCCGACGUGUCCCUCUGGAGUUUUUCCAUCUGA
Molecule: messenger RNA, 621 nt
Organism: Spirodela intermedia
Lineage: Eukaryota; Viridiplantae; Streptophyta; Magnoliopsida; Alismatales; Araceae
Source: the annotation of a GenBank genome assembly